Molecule: messenger RNA, 2703 nt
Organism: Kwoniella botswanensis
Lineage: Eukaryota; Fungi; Basidiomycota; Tremellomycetes; Tremellales; Cryptococcaceae
Exons: 10
Coding region: 1-2703 (900 amino acids)
Biological process (GO): ERAD pathway
Cellular component (GO): endoplasmic reticulum membrane
Molecular function (GO): protein binding
Source: RefSeq, a predicted model, not a curated record
AUGUCAGCUCUGCGGCGUGCCAGGCGCUCGACUUACAUCCUCUUGGCUUUACUCUUGUCGAUAUCCCUACUCUCACCACCUUCCCUUAUCCUAGCUCAAGAAGUAGAAGAGCAAAGUGGACCGGAGGAAACAUCUAUAUCAGAUGUAUGCGCACCCCUGAGAGAGGCUCAAUCAAUUCUCAAUUCCCUCGCACCUUCUCCAAACGCCCAUCUGGAACACAAGUUAACAUCGACCAUCACCCCUUUUUCGUCCAAGGGAUGGUCCGACGGUCUGGGAUGGGGCCAUGAAGGUCCAUUAUCGACCACUUUCCGCUUACUUCCCCGUUUGCUAAAUACACUUUUAUCGCCCAAAACGUACUUAUCGAAGAUACCGGUCAUCGGAACUGAUGGGAAACAGCGCAAGGGUGCAAAGAUAGGUAGAGCCAGGAGAGAGCGGAUAGAAAAGUUGUUGGGAUUGAUGGAAGAUGCAGAGAGGAAUGGAUGUAAUCAGGUAUACGGCGUAAGAGGCGAACUGAGAAUGUUCCCGCCAAAAGGGAUGAAACAGGAUUUACAAGCUUCAUACAACUCGUACAAGAAAUACCUCGAACACACUGCAGAUCCAGAAGCUCAGUUUAUGGUUGGAUUCUUCCAUGCUACGGGAUUAGGAGGAGUGGAGCAGGAUCAGGGAAAGGCGCUGCUGUACUACACUUUCGCAACUGUACAGGGAUAUAGACCCGCUUCGAUGGCUUUGGGAUACAGGCAUUGGGCAGGAAUCGGUGUGAAAGAGGACUGUAUGCUUGCUUUAGAUCAUUAUCAGACAGCAGCUGAACAAUCAUACCAAACAUUCUUAUCUGGACCACCCGGAGGCCUUACCCUUCCUCUCACCAAUACCCGUCUUUCCGACAGGGUUGGAGGAAUCUACGGACCCCACGCCUCAUGGGCAUCUACAGGAUCAAAUGCCCACAGACCCGCUAUUCGAGCGACUAUGGCUUCAGCCCGAGGAGAAACCGAGAAAGAGAUAUUAGAAUAUUAUCAAUAUCAUUCCGACCGUGAUUCACACAUAUAUACCGUCCGACUCGGUCGAUUGUUUUACCUAGGUUCCGUGUAUUUCUCUCAUGCGGGCGUAUCAGCCGGUGCAGAGGGUGUAGGAGAGAUUCCGCGAGAUUAUAAGAAAGCCAAAGAAUAUUUCUUGAAAGUUGCGAGAAAUUUGUGGCCUAAAGAUUUCGAAACGGAUGGAACUGUUUCCAAGAGGAGAAAAUUGUCGAAAGAGCAGGAAGAUGGGAUAAGGGAACCUGCGAUGGUGGCUGCUGCUUUCCUUGGAAGGAUGGCGUUGAGAGGUGAAGGUGGGAAACCGGAUUAUAGAAGGGCGAGAUUAUGGUAUGAAAGGGCUGCCGAGUUGGGCGACCGAGAAGCGCAUAAUGGUCUGGGAAUCAUCCAUCGAGACGGCCUGAUAGUUCCGGUGGAUAAACAGAAAGCAUUUCACUAUUUCCAAGCUUCCGCUUCUCAGGAUCUAGCAGAAGGUCAAGUCAACUUGGCCAAACAUCACCUGGAGAGAGGAGAGGUUGUUCUGGCAAAUGCGUAUUUAGAAGUAGCCUUGAGACACGGUGCGACAUUCGAAGCAUUCCAUUUGUUGGGUAAGAUGCACGCUAAAAACGUGCAAUCUGCUGAUGGAGGAGGGGUGAAUGUUGGAAAUGGUAGACCCGGAUUAUGCGGUGUGGCAGUAGCUUACGAAAAGUUAGUUUCAGAAAGAGGUAACUGGGAGCAAGAUUUCGUAGGAGAAGCGGAUAAAGCUUGGUUGAGGAAUGAAAAGGAUAAUGCCUUUUUGGGAUGGUACAUCGGUGCUGAAUUAGGAUAUGAAUCUGCUCAGAAUAACAUAGCUUUCUUAUUGGAAAAAGGAUUCAAGUUGGGUGAUUCAACUUUCAAAUUCAAUUUGGGUUUAGAACAUGAUCAUGAAGAGGGAGGCGGAAGGGAGAAGAUAAGUGAAGAGAAUAAGGAAAAGGCAUUGACUUGGUGGAUCAGAAGUGCGAAUCAAGAUAAUGUGGAUGCUAUGGUCAGAGUGGGCGAUUAUUACUACCAAUCGCCCGAAUCGUAUGAUCGGGCGGUAGUGUACUAUCAAACUGCCGCUGAUACCCAAACUUCUUCAAUGGCCUAUUGGAACUUGGGAUGGAUGUAUGAGAAUGGACAUGGUGUGCCUAGAGAUUGGCAUUUGGCUAAAAGGUUUUACGAUUUGGCUGGUGAAACUUCCUCUGAAGCUUAUUUACCUGUUAUGUUGAGUUUGAUCAAAUUAUAUGCGAAAUCGUGGUGGAUCGAUAUUCAAACUCGAGGUGCUAUACCGGGUUUAUCAAUAUUCGAACCAGAUUCCAACACACCUCAGAUCCAAAUAUCAACUUGGACCCGAAUCAAAAGCUUGUUCACUGAUAUACCUCCAGUCGUUCCUCAAAGACCGGGAUUCGAUGAAGAAGGAUUCGAACUUGUUGCAGACGAUACUGAAAGGCAAGAUAAUUUGGAAGAAGAGGGAUAUGAUGAUUAUUCAGGAAGUGGAUCAGGGUGGACGAAUAGACCUGAUGAUGUGGAUGGUGAUGAUUUGGUGGAAGAUUUAGUAGAGGAUUUGAUACUUGUUGCUGUGCUUUGUGGGACGGUGGGAUUGAUUUGGUUAAGAGGAAGAUGGGCACAACAGGAGAGAGAGAGGGAGGAAAGGAGGAGAAGAGAAGGUGGGGCGAGGUGA